AAUCAAACUCUAUGGGGAAUAUUUAUUUCUGAGCAAUGCCUCAGUCCCUAUCAUCCGUAAAAUCCUACCAGAGGUGAUUUUACUUGCUCAGCUGAUCUACAAGGGUGAAAAAUUAUGGAGAUUUCAAAAUCAUAUAUAAUCAACUUUAAGGGCUAUAAUUUCUCAUCUCAUGUUGAUAUGGACCUAUUAGAAAAUAUAGAAAACUUUGAAACUAGAGAUGAUGAUGUUUUCAUAAUCACAUAUCCCAAAUCAGGUACAGUCUGGGCUCAGCAACUACUAAGCUUGAUUUAUUUUGAGGAACAUCGUAAUGGAACAGAAAAUUUGGAAACAAUAUACAGAGUCCCUUUCUUUGAAUACUCUAGAUAUCAAAUCGACAUUGAAAACAGACCAUCUCCACGCCUCUUCGCUUCCCAUAUUCCAUAUUAUUUGGCACCCAAGAAUCUGAAGAACAAAAAAACUAAAGUUAUUUAUAUCUACAGAAAUCCUAAGGAUGUAUUGGUAUCAUAUUUUUAUUUUUCAAAUUGGGUAAAAGUACAUGAACCUACAGACACCAUAGAACAUUAUAUGGAAAAGUUUCUAGAUGGAAAAGUGGUGGGAAGCCUCUGGUUUGAUCACAUCAGAGGCUGGUAUGAACACAAACAUGAUUUCAAUAUUCUGUUCAUGAUGUAUGAAGAUAUGAAGAAGGAUCUCAGAAGCUCAGUGCUUAAAAUGUGCUCAUUUCUUCAGAAAGAACUGAGUGAAGAAGAUAUGGAUGCUGUUGUGAAUCAGGCUACAUUUGAGAACAUGAAGUCUCUUCCACAAGCAAACUAUACUAAUAUUAUAAAAAGUCAGGUUGGGAUGAGACACCAGGAUGGACAUUUCAUGCGCAAAGGUACAAUUGGAGAUUGGAAACAUCAUUUGACUGUGGAGCAGAGUGAAAGAUUUGACAGGAUAUUCCAGAGAAAGAUGAAAGGUGUUCCCUUGGAAUUCAUCUGGGAUUAAAUGAAUAGAACUGUAAUCACAUUGAAAAUUAGUCUAACUUGUCACUUUCAUUCAAUUAUUAAUUAUGCCAAUGUAUUAAUAAAUAUAAUGAAUAAAAAAUUCUUAGUAGUAGUAGUUGUCAUGAGUUCCACGGGAAAAUAAUUGAAAAAAAAGUUAACUCAUAUUCAACUACUCAAACUGAGAAUUUAAACUCAGGAUAAAUCAGUCAUGAAAAUUUUUUAAAUUAAAUAUUAAAUUAAUUUCAGAGAUAGCAUUAUCGCUCUGCAUAAUAAUCGAUAAAGCAAAAAGC
This is a messenger RNA of Lepus europaeus (European hare), 1270 nucleotides long. Its product is annotated as amine sulfotransferase-like. Gene Ontology annotation, molecular function: sulfotransferase activity. The transcript is spliced from 7 exons. Lineage: Eukaryota; Metazoa; Chordata; Mammalia; Lagomorpha; Leporidae. Gene Ontology annotation, biological process: sulfation. Bases 115 to 981 code for a protein of 288 amino acids. The record is from RefSeq and is a predicted model, not a curated record. Gene Ontology annotation, cellular component: cytoplasm.